GGGCGAGUUGUGGCGCAUGCGCGCAAUCUUGGUUCACUUUCACACAGUGAUGGCGGGCGGCGCCUCUAUAUGAGGCAGCAACGGUAGUCAACCUCUCACAUCUCCCUCGCCACCUGCCAUGAAGCUUCUUACGGUGUUGUGUGUCGUGCUUGCUGUCAGCGUGUCAACAUGGGCACAGCCCCAGCGGCCCCGUCAGACGCCCUUAGCCAUGGGCAUGCGUCUCCUAGACAACCUACGCAGUGGUAUGACAAGGACCUUUCAGGGCAUCUUCGGCGGUGGACCAAGAAGGGAGAAGGAAACCCCCAGUGAACGUCCGAGGAAGCCCCAGCAGGUAAAUGUCUUACCUCCAGCUCAAGAGAACUUGCCACCAGCCCAGCAGAACUUCUUGCCUCCAGCUCAGCAGAACUUCUUGCCACCAGCCCAGCAAAACUUUUUGCCUCCAGCUCAGCAGAACUUCUUGCCUCCAGCUCAGCAGAACUUCUUGCCCCCUCCCAUUGAGAAACCUAAUGCAGCAGCUACUGCAACGCCAUCGUCAUUUUUCAAAGUUUUUCAAGAUACUGAGGUCUCCACGGCCUUCCCAGAUAUACAGGGUUUCACCGACGAAAGCCUUAAACCUAACGCCUUCCUGAGCGGAACUACACCUUUCCAAGGAACGGUAGACGAGGACCAACUGCCUUUCAUCCCAAAACCUUUAGUGCAGAAUCAACUAUCUUUACAAGAUUCUUUCUCCACACACAGUCAGUUCAAGAACGAUUUUAGAGAUUUCGGCAGCCCCAAGCCUGGAGACACAAUUACAGAAACUUCCUUACCAUUUGGUAACACUGUAUCUUUUAGCUUAGGAAGUGCCUUCGAAACUAGUCGUACACAAGAUUCUUUCCACCAGGAGAGUCAAUCAUUCCAUUUUCCCAGUGCUCAAGAGAGCAAAGAUAGUGUUAGUCCUGCCAGGGAACACACUAACCCACAGUCGUUGACCAGGUUCAAUCAGCCCUCUCAAAACCCGGACGGUCACAACAAUCACCAGGUAUUAUCUAGAUCUAUUGAAUCUUCCGGCCUACCAACAUUCAGUUUGACAGUACCACAAAGAGAAAGUGUGUCCCACCUUCACCCGACGGUUAUCAUAAGAUCACAGUCUCCAUCCCCAACACACAUGCCCACACAGCAUUUCACGGAGCAACACAAGCGCAGAUACUCAACGAAGGAUAGUCUCGCCACACCCUCCAUCCGUCCAGCUACCCACGAGUUGGAAAAGCCGUCCAGGGAUCAGCAACAUCCCAGGAAGAAGCCACUGGUGCCCGUUAAGACCAGUAACGGGCACAUUAACGCCGGCACCAAGAUGCGUGUCACCCCUAAACAAAAUGAAGAUGGUACUGAGGGAGCUGAAGUGAGCAGCUACGAGUUCGGGUACGGCGUACUUGACAGUCAUACUGGCAACCAAUUCUUCCACGCAGAGAAACGAGAGGAAGGGCAGACGAGAGGCUCCUACAAGAUCCAGCUCCCGGACGGCCGAGUGCAGACAGUGACCUACGUGGCCAAUAGUCAUGGUUUUCAUCCUGAAGUAACUUUCGAUGGUGAGGCUCGCUUCCCAGACACCACUCCAACACCGCCAGCUUAACGUCUACUCUGUGUCGACGCCCAGACACCACUCCAAUACCGGCAGCUGAACGUCUACUCGGUGUCGACUUCGCAGAUACCAUUACAACUGCGGGUCUCUAAGUUUUUACCUAACAAAGGUGGAAACUAUCUGAGAAAAAAGUAAGAAAUAACACAGAUAUUGUCAGUCUACCUAGAGAUCUUCUGGCCUGAACAGGAUCUCACGCUAGACAGAAAAUGUUUGCGCCAUCUCUUACGUUUUAAUGAGGGUUAUUCUAAUAAAGUAAGCGAUAUGGUUGAUAAAUAGCUCACUCAGUCUAGAGAAGCUGAGUUGCUGGAACCUUGCCUGAAGUAAGCUGUGUAAUCAAGUAACCCAUUGCUGGAAUGAAUCAUAUCUAAGGUAUGUAAUAUAAGUCUUCAGUCUUCCAACACCUUGUGGUCUUCAGUACGUGAAACACUACAUUGUCCCCGUGAUGAGUUCCUCGUUACGCUGAUGUGUACUGUAAUUGGAAUCAUUGUCCAUUAGUGUAAAUAAUGUUUUCGUAAAUUAGGUUAAGUUGUUCCAAUCGCAGGCGAUUGGAC
Cherax quadricarinatus is the source of this 2172-nucleotide messenger RNA. RefSeq lists its product as uncharacterized. Gene Ontology annotation, cellular component: extracellular matrix. The record is from RefSeq and is a predicted model, not a curated record. NCBI's taxonomy places the organism in Eukaryota, Metazoa, Arthropoda, Malacostraca, Decapoda, Parastacidae.